Salvia hispanica is the source of this 4275-nucleotide messenger RNA. Its product is annotated as FtsH extracellular protease family. Lineage: Eukaryota; Viridiplantae; Streptophyta; Magnoliopsida; Lamiales; Lamiaceae. Gene Ontology annotation, molecular function: metalloendopeptidase activity; ATP binding; ATP-dependent peptidase activity. Gene Ontology annotation, cellular component: chloroplast thylakoid membrane. Gene Ontology annotation, biological process: proteolysis. The record is from RefSeq and is a predicted model, not a curated record.
GCGACUGCAACAUCAGCAAGAGGAGAGUUUCUUAUCUAUUUCUCCAAAGAAUUUCACAAUACAUUUCAAAUGCGGUGAUGAAUUCAACUACUCUCACUCCAUCCCUCCAAAACUUCUCCCUUUUCGAUUUCCCACUCCGCCGCGGCGCCAAACCCUCACCCAAGACCGCUCGUUUCCCCCGAAAUUCCCCCGUUUCUCUCAAACCCUUCUCGCCGCUUCACCCACUCCGAGUUAGAUGCUCCGCCUCCGAUGAUAAGGCCGAUAAAAACCUGCCCAGAACCCAACAAAUUAGCUUAAAACACUCCAAUGGCGGAAAUAAUGCGCUUGAUGUUGCCAAGCCAAUCGCCUAUGCACUGUUCUAUGUAUUUAUUGGGGUUUUCUGUCCGCUUCUCGGGUUCCAGAAACCUGCAUUGGCGGCAGCCGCCUCUUCUGCGACAAUAGAGGAAAAGGGUCAUAAAUAUUCGCAGUAUACUCGGAGGUUAUUGGCGACUGUGUCGAAGCUGGUAAAGGUAAUUGAGGAGGCGAGAAAUGCGGGAAAUGAGGAUUUUGCUGUGGCUGUUGAGGAGGGCUUGAAGGAAGUUAAAAGGACAAAGACGUCGUUGCAAGAGGAAAUACUGAAUGGGCUUUACUCGGAGCUGAGUGUUUUGAAAGCAGAGAAGGAGGCACUGAUGGACCGUACGGAGGAGAUUGUGAGCAAGUCAUCUAAGUUGAAGAAGGAGGAGCAGGGUUUAAUGAGGAAAGCAAAAGGUGGAGGUGACAAGCUUCAGAGGUUGAGAGAGGAAAAGAGGAGCUUGGAGAGAGAAUAUAAUGACAUAUGGGGGAGAAUUGGGGAGAUUGAAGACCUGAUUGAGAGUCAAGAAACUAUAGCAUUAAGUAUUGGUGUGAGGGAGCUUUUGUCGAUUGAGAGAGAGUGUGAGGCAUUGGUCAAGAACGUAUUGACUGAACUGAGGAGUCAAGGUAGUCAGAGUACCUCAAAACCCCCUGCUACCAAGCUCUCGAAGAGUGAGCUUCAGAAAGAACUACAGCAAGCGAAUAGGAAGUUUCAGGAACAGAUUAUUUUACCCACUGUCCUGCUAAAUGAGGAUGCAGAGUUUCUUUCCAAUCAAGACUCAACUGCUUUUGCUCAUCGGAUACAACAAGUUCUCAGGGAUUCGAAGGAGAUGCAAAAUAAUCUGGAGGCUAACAUCAGGAAGGCUAUGAAGAAACAUGGUGAGGAAAGACGCUUUGUAGAAAUCACACCACCAGAUGAGGUAGUAAAAGGUUUUCCAGAUAUUGAGCUGAAGUGGAUAUUUGGAAAGAAGGAGGUGGUAAUACCAAAAGCUGCAAGCCACCAUUUACUUCAUGGUUGGAAGAAAUGGCGAGAGGAUGCUAAGAUGGACCUUAAGAAACGUCUUCUGGAAGAUCCGGAACUAGGCAAAACGUAUGUGGCUGAAAGACAGGGGCGUAUUCUUCUUGAUCGGGAUAGAGUAGCAUCAAGGACAUGGUACAAUGAACAAAAGAAUAGGUGGGAAUUGGAUCCAAUAGCUGUUCCCUAUGCCGUGUCCAAGAAGCUUGUGGAGAAUGCUCGAAUAAGACACGAUUGGGCAGCCAUGUAUGUUACACUUAAGGGGGAUGACAAGGAAUAUUAUGUGGACGCAAAAGAAUUUGACAUGCUGUUUGAAGAUUUGGGGGGUUUUGAUGCAUUGUAUUUGAGAAUGAUAACAGCUGGAAUCCCAACUGCAGUUCAGCUAAUGUGGAUCCCCCUCUCAGAGUUGGAUAUCAAUCAACAGUUUCUUCUGAUACUAACACUUUUCCGUCAGUGCUUUACUGGAUUAUGGAGGACUAGUGUUGUAUCACGUGCAAGAGAUUGGACCUUUGUAAAAAUAAGGGAUAUUAAUGAUGACAUAAUGAUGAUGAUUGUGUUUCCCGUUCUGGAGUUUGUUAUCCCCUAUGAGGUGAGGAUGCGUUUGGGUAUGGCUUGGCCAGAGUACUCCGAUGUAUCUGUUAGCUCCACUUGGUAUUUGACAUGGCAAUCUGAAGCUGAAACGAACUUCAAAUCAAGGAAAACAGAUGGAUUUUUGUGGUAUUUUUGGUUUUUGGUUAGGACUGCCAUAUAUGGAUAUGUGAUCUUUCAUGUGUUCCGCUUCUUGAAGAGGAAUAUUCCAAGAGUACUUGGUUUUGGGCCUUUAAGGAAAGAUCCGAACUUCAGGAAGUUGCGGAGAGUGAAAGGUUAUCUUAGGUAUAGGUCCAGGAAGAUAAGGCAAAAGAGAAAAGCUGGUGUUGAUCCAAUCAGCACUGCCUUUGAUCAUAUGAAGAGAAUAAAAAGUCCUCCAAUACGACUCAAGGAUUUUGCGAGCGUUGAAUCCAUGAAAGAAGAAAUCAAUGAAGUUGUGGCAUUUCUACAAAAUCCUAAUGCAUUCCAAGAAAUGGGAGCUCGUGCACCUCGGGGUGUUCUUAUCGUUGGUGAGAGAGGAACUGGUAAAACAUCCCUUGCACUGGCUAUAGCUGCAGAAGCCAAGGUUCCUGUUGUAGAAGUAAAAGCCCAACAGCUGGAAGCUGGUCUUUGGGUAGGCCAAAGUGCAUCAAAUGUUAGAGAGUUGUUUCAAACUGCACGUGAUCUGGCUCCUGUCAUUAUAUUUGUCGAAGACUUUGACCUCUUUGCUGGUGUCCGUGGAAAGUUCCUUCACACCAAAAAGCAGGAUCAUGAGGCAUUCAUUAAUCAACUUCUCGUGGAACUUGAUGGGUUUGAGAAACAAGAUGGAGUUGUGCUGAUGGCUACUACUCGAAAUCUCAAACAAGUUGAUGAAGCUUUGCAGCGUCCUGGUAGAAUGGAUAGAAUAUUUCAUCUUCAACGACCCACUCAAGCAGAAAGAGAGAGGAUCCUACAUAUUGCUGCAAGAGAAACGAUGGAUGAGGAUCUCAUUAACUUUGUUGACUGGAGAAAGGUUGCUGAAAAAACGGCUCUUCUUCGUCCUAUAGAAUUAAAACUAGUCCCACUGUCUCUGGAAGGUAGUGCCUUCAGAAGAAAGUUUCUGGACACAGAUGAACUUUUGAGCUACUGCAGUUGGUUUGCUACUUUCAGUCCCUUGGUCCCUAGAUGGGUUGCGAAAACCAAAAUUGUGAAGAGAAUAAGCAAGAUGAUGGUGAAUCAUCUUGGUCUGACAUUGACAAAAGAGGAUUUGCAGGAUGUUGUUGACCAAAUGGAACCAUAUGGUCAAAUAAACAAUGGAAUAGAACUGCUAAGUCCACCUCUUGAUUGGACCAGGGAGACAAAAUUUCCCCAUGCAGUCUGGGCUGCUGGCCGGGGUCUCAUGGCUCUUCUGUUACCAAAUUUUGAUGUUGUUGAUAACCUUUGGCUUGAACCUUCUUCUUGGGAGGGAAUUGGAUGCACCAAGAUUACCAAGGGUAGGAAUGACGAUUCCGUAAAUGGGAAUGUUGAGACAAGGGCAUAUCUUGAGAAGAAGCUUGUAUUCUGCUUUGGCUCUUAUAUUGCCUCGCAGCUACUACUUCCGUUUGGAGAGGAAAAUAUUCUUUCUGCCUCAGAGCUGAAGGAUGCUCAGGAGAUUGCUACUAGGAUGGUCAUUCAGUAUGGGUGGGGUCCGGAUGACAGUCCAACAAUUUACCACCAUGGAACUGCGGCGACAGCUCUGAGUAUGGGAGACAACUUUGAAUAUGAGAUGGCUGCUAAAGUUGAAAAGAUUUACAACUUGGCAUAUGACAAGGCAAGAGUUCUGCUUCAGAAAAAUUGUUUGGUCCUGGAGAAAAUUGUUGAGGAACUCAUUGAGUACGAAAUUUUGACAGGAAAGGAUUUAGACAGAAUAAUUGCAGAAAAUGGCGGGAUUAAAGAAAAAGAGCCAUUUUUCCUUUCGAGCAGCAGUUAUGAUGAGGAAACAUCACGAAGCUCGCUUGAUGGAAACACACCAGCAAUUGCCCUUUUAAGUGCGGCAAAUUAGAACUGGUUGGAUAGUUUAGGACAUAGCUUGGACGGCUAAGCUGCUAAAGGGGGGAUGAAGAAGUUAAAGAGGCCUGUAAAAGGAGAGAGUGUAUUUCAGUUGAGAUUUGAGAAGUGUUGUUUCAAAUUUUCCUUCUCAGCAGUCAGAAAGAGGUACCAAUUGUGCACAUAUGUGAAAGGCAAAUAGAUACUACAGUAAUACUUUUUGUUUCAAUAUCUUAGAUUAAUUCUUAAGAUAUAUAUUUCCAGAAAUAUUCAUUUUGUACCAUAGAUGCCUUGCAUCUUCUUCCACGGAAGCUGUUCAUGAAAUUUGAAACGCUCGAGAGAAUAUUUUUUUCGUUUUA